AUGGCUAUUGAUUUCUGCUCAGCUCCUGCUACAUCUGUAGAUGCAGAACGUGCAUUUUCAGUAGGACGACGACAAAUUAAUUUUAUGCAGCACAAUACCUCUUCUAAUACAUUCAGAGCCAAAAUGGCUGUUGGAUCUUGGGAUGGAACACCUCUUUUCCCCAAUAUUAAUGAUGCAAUUAGUAUACUUAACAAGAAAAUGUCUUCAUCUAACUCUCCUUAA
Molecule: messenger RNA, 222 nt
Organism: Fomitiporia mediterranea MF3/22
Lineage: Eukaryota; Fungi; Basidiomycota; Agaricomycetes; Hymenochaetales; Hymenochaetaceae
Exons: 2
Coding region: 1-222 (73 amino acids)
Molecular function (GO): protein dimerization activity
Source: RefSeq, a predicted model, not a curated record